AUGUCGACUCAACUUUACUGGGGCGAUGCUCCGACGAGUCCGACGAUUAGGCAGCAGUACGCGCUUGCCACUGUCGAGCAACAGAUCAAGCGAGUUAUUGACAACGAGAGCGAUCCCCUUCACGGUUUGCCCCCCCUGUUGGAUGGCGUACUCCAAGACUUGCCUGAUAUAGGCCCAUCCAACGACAUCCAACAGGUCCUAGAGAAGUUGAGUCUUGGUCGCAUCCCUCGGCCUACUCCAUCGAAGGUGGCCAUUGUCGGCGCCGGUGUCGCUGGGCUGUUCCUCGGCAUGAUGCUCGACUAUCUGAACGAACACAUCCCCAAGUUUAACGUCGACUACGAAAUCUUCGAAGCCAACGACUCCUCUCGGGUGGGCGGACGGAUGUUUACCCACGAGUUCAAGCCGAAACCGCCCCAUAACCCACAAGGCCCGCACGACUACUACGACGUGGGCGCCAUGCGGUUCCCCCAGAAUCCCAUCAUGCAGCGCGUGUUUAAACUGUUUGACUGGCUGGGGAUGCCCAUGGGCCCAUUGAGGGAGGAUACACCCAAGGGAUCGCUUGUCCCCUACAGCAUGACCAAUCGCACGGGAGAGGACCAAAACGAGCCUUUCCGCUUUAACGACCAGACAAAGUGGGGAUCUUAUGUCAACAUCGCUGCUGCUGCCGAGGGUAAUGAUGCUUUUGGUUUCAAUGAGGAUCCCAAAGACCCCCCGAUCCCAUCUGCCGUCCUUGCCAUGAGUCCCGGCAAGGUUGUUGACAAUGCCAUUGAAGACCUGCGCGAGGCCCUGCAGGAAGAUGCGGCAAGGGGGGGCCGCCGUGGUUGGGAACUGCUCAUGAAGUUUGACCAAUACACCACGCGUGCCUGGAUGGCUACGAACCAGCAGAAGCCACCCGGCACCGCCAGACCCGACCCCACACGGCCACCCUUCAACGCUAGCACCAUCAACUUCCUCGAGACCAUGAAUGGCGGCACCGACUGGUACGACCAAGCGUUCAGUGAGACGGUGCUGGAGUCGCUCGACUUUGACUAUGACGCGUCCACCAAGUGGUGGUGUAUCAUGGGCGGGGCACAGCAGCUCCCGAAGUUGAUGGAGAAGCGGCUCAGCACCAAGCCCACCUACUCCUCGCCCGUCUCCGCCCUUAGCGCUAUCCUCAAGAUUGGGCAGUCCGACAAGCUCACGCUUGCGAUGGAAGUGUCGCUCAAGGGUAACUCGCCCUCCGAGAGCCGCGUCUAUGACGGUGUCUUCAACACCACCACGCUCGGCUGUCUCCGGCGGAUCGACACGACCGGAUGCCUCCUGCCCAAUAGCACCAACAUGACCUUCCGCACGCUCGCUUACGGCGAGUCGUGCAAGGUGGGCAUCAAGUUCUCGAAAGCCUGGUGGCGCCAGAUCAUGCCCGGCGGCCACCGGGUCGAGAAAGGCGGGCUGGGCCACUCGGACAUGCAUAUCCGCACGCUUGUGUACCCCUCGUACAACGUGCUCGACAACCCCUCGAAGCCGGCCGUGCUGCUGGUCUCGUAUACCUGGCAGCAAGACGCGGAGCGCAUCGGCGCCCUGAUCUCGCGGGCCUCGCCCGCCGGCGAAGACGAGCUCAAGGCGCUGCUGCUGCGCGAGCUGGCGCGGCUGCACACCACGACACGCCGCGACGAGGAGCAGCUGUUCGCCACCAUCUCGGCGUCCUACCUCGACCACUACGCCCACAACUGGUCCGACGACGCCACGGCCGCCGGCUCCUUCGCCUUCUUCCGCCCGCAGCAGUUCAGCACCCUGUGGCCCAAGAUCGUGCAGCCAGCCGGCAACCUGGUGCUGAUCGGCGAGGCGUCGAGCCCGCACCACGCGUGGGUCGUCGGCGCCAUCGAGAGCGCCGUUGUUGGUUUGUAUGCGUGGCUCUACAGCCGCAUGGAUAUCCCCGGCGCCAAGGAGGCCGUGUGGCUGAUCGACGGCACCACGCCCUGCCCAGGGCAUGGCCAGCGGGGGCAUAAGUGUCCGCCCUUCCUGGGCCUGCCGAACUAUCUGCCCAAGAAGCAUGCACGCUGGCUGGGAUUGAUUUCGGCUUUGGAAGCCGAGAGAGCGGCCCAGAGGGCAGCAGAGAGGGGGUAA
Molecule: messenger RNA, 2103 nt
Organism: Dichotomopilus funicola
Lineage: Eukaryota; Fungi; Ascomycota; Sordariomycetes; Sordariales; Chaetomiaceae
Exons: 3
Coding region: 1-2103 (700 amino acids)
Biological process (GO): amino acid catabolic process
Molecular function (GO): L-amino-acid oxidase activity
Source: RefSeq, a predicted model, not a curated record